Messenger RNA from Nicotiana tabacum (common tobacco), 2005 nucleotides. Its product is annotated as beta-glucosidase 6-like. NCBI's taxonomy places the organism in Eukaryota, Viridiplantae, Streptophyta, Magnoliopsida, Solanales, Solanaceae. The record is from RefSeq and is a predicted model, not a curated record. Gene Ontology annotation, biological process: carbohydrate metabolic process. Gene Ontology annotation, molecular function: beta-glucosidase activity.
AGUUCACACCAUUUUUGAGUUUUCAACAACCAAACCACAAACUUCAACUUCAUUAAUGUCAUGAGUCUCUACUUCAAAGGAUAGUUUUUUUUUGACGUACAAAACUUUGGAUCGAGCCGUAGAAUCAGCCGAUGUGAUUGUAUCAGAGUAGAUUGCUUACAUUAUACCCUUUUAGGAUACAGUCUUUCACCGAACCUUGCAUGAACACGAGAUACUUGGUGUACGGGUACAUAAAUAUGAUAAAGAUUGCUCUUUUCUAAUUUCUUCUUCUAUAUACAGUACUAUAUUCAAGAGGUAAUAGCUGCCAAAAUGUUGCUGAGGAGUAAAAACGACCAAUUUGUAGCAAUGAUGGUAUUAUUUCUGGUUGGGUUUCAUGGAAUUUGUUUGGCUGAAGAGAACAUAAACAGAAGAAGCUUUCCAGAAGGUUUUGUUUUUGGAACUGCUUCUGCUGCUUAUCAGUACGAAGGCGCCGUGAAAGAAGAUGGAAGAGGUCCAACUAUAUGGGACAAAUUUGCACAUACUUUUGGUAAAAUACUCGACUUUAGCAAUGCAGAUGUCGCGUUGGAUCAUUAUCACCGUUUCCAAGAAGAUAUACAACUGAUGAAGGACAUGGGAAUGGAUGCUUUUAGGCUUUCCAUUGCUUGGUCUAGGAUAUUUCCCAACGGUUCUGGGAAGAUCAAUCAGGCUGGAGUAGAUCAUUAUAACAAAGUCAUUGAUUCGUUAUUGGCCAACGGGAUUGGACCAUAUGUGACCCUCUACCACUGGGACCUUCCUCUAGCUCUGGAAGAUAAAUACAAGGGAUGGCUCAGUCCAGACAUCAUACAAGACUUCGCGAUAUAUGCAGAGACGUGUUUUCUAGCAUUUGGUGACCGAGUAAAGCAUUGGAUCACACUCAACGAACCCCAUAAUUUUGUGCAACAAGGGUAUGAUCUAGGCAGCCAACCACCGGCGCGUUGCUCUAUCCUCCUUCAUGCCUUUUGUAGUGAAGGGAAUUCUGGUACUGAGCCUUACAUUGCUGCACACAAUGCUCUCUUGGCUCAUGCUACUGCAGUGAACAUUUAUAGGCAAAAGUAUAAGCAAAAUCAACAAGGGUCAAUUGGGAUAUCGUUAGAUUCGUAUUGGUAUGAAUCAGCAACUAACCACAAAGAAGAUAUCGAAGCAACAAAACGAGCAAUGGAUUUUCAGCUAGGCUGGUUUAUUGAGCCAUUAGUCUUUGGUAAUUAUCCAAGCACAAUGAUCAGCAGAGUUGGAAGCCGGUUGCCAAAAUUCUCUCAAGAGGAGUCAUCUCUACUCAAGGGUUCGUUCGAUUUUAUAGGCAUAAAUCACUAUACUACAUGGUAUGCAAGAAGCAACAUUACUAACUUGAUUGGAUUUUUGUUCAAUGACACAACUUCAGAUUCUGGUGCUACUGUUCUUCCAUUGCGCUUGGGGAAGCCAAUACCAGACCGGGCAAAUUCAGUAUGGUUAUUCAUAGUACCUCAUGGUAUCAGAAGCUUAAUGAAUUACAUUCGUGUAAAGUACGGGAACCCCACGAUUAUAAUCACAGAAAAUGGAAUGGAUGACCCAAAUAGUCUAUUCAUCUCUAGAAAAGAUGCACUAAAGGAUGAGAAAAGAAUCAAGUAUCACAAAGACUAUCUCACAAACUUGUUAGCUUCAAUCAGAGAAGAUGGUUGCAAUGUGAAGGGAUACUUUGUGUGGUCUCUAUUGGAUAACUGGGAAUGGCAAGAAGGAUUCUCCUCUAGGUUUGGUCUUUAUUAUGUUGAUUACAAUGACAAUCUCAAGAGAUAUCCCAAGAAUUCUGUAAAGUGGUUCAACAAUUUCUUGUCUUCUGCUUAAGCAAUUAUCUUGAGCAUACUCACUUUACACGGAUAGACAACACAAAGUUGUCAAUAGUAUAUCAUGUGAACAUACCUAUAUUGUGAUGAACAAUAGACAUCCAAUUCAAAUGUUGAAAUUCUUAAAUAUGUAGUCAAGUUAAUCUUGAAUUUUUUUUGGACAUCUGAAC